AUGGCAGAGGUUGUAGAAGAUUUUUUGAGGAGAGAGAGAUUUCAAGGUUGGAGUACCCGGCUUCUAGGCUGUUUGGCCAUACAACUUUGCCAAGCUGGAAUCGAAGCACCCAGAAGCAAACUGAUCUUGCAUUUAGUAGCACAUCUUCCACUUCAGCCGCACUCUGGAGUAAAGAUUCAUGUUUCUUUGGUCACUAGAAACCUCCAAGAUUAUUUAUCUUCGUGUAAUUUGGGGCCGAUUUUGUCACUCCCAUGUUCCGAAAGUCUUUUCACCGAAUUAAUAAACCUUGACUGUUACUGGUGUCACUUGUCUUGCGUUUGCGAGGACGAGGAAGAUGAACCCCCUAUUUUAAAUAAGGAAAAAAAGGUUUUUUCGCCUGAGGGUUUGUUGCAUGAAGAUUGUGAUGGUUUAUCGCAGGCUGUUUGUGAAACUUGCCGAAACGGUCUUUCAGUUCGUGUGUGCGACAGUUUUCGUCUUUCUGAAAAGACGUUGGAUAUAUUGAAUGCUUUGUGCCCCUGUAAAUAUCCUUCAGAAUUUGAUGCAGUACGCAUGGUUGCCUAUUCUUUAUCAAUUACUGCUCGCUUAAUACUUUCUAUUGAUGCUCCUUUUGAAGCUGUGAUUCGGAAUUUUAUGGAGACUGCAGUUCCAGAUUUCCGGAAUAUAAGUGAUUUUCGAACGUGGGUCUUGUUUAUGUUACUCGCGUUGAAAGCAACUAAAUCUUUAAUCCUUGGAAACUUGCGAUUUGAAAACAAUCUGCAGGAAUUAUUUUUGUACAUACAACUGAUUCUAAAUUUUGCUCAAAAGGUGACUCGGAUUUUUCUGAAUGAAGUGGUUGGGUUAGAAAUGAGUUUUGAUUUCUCAUCGGAGGAAGCAAAAGACGAUUUUCCGCUGUUUAUUAUGAAAGAGUUGUUCAGCCAAGUAACCGAUAUUUUUCGGGUGAUGAAUGCAUAUUUCGUAAAAGUUAUUUCACGACGUCCCUUAUCGCAACAUCCCGAAGCUGAACCUGUUAAAUAUGUCUGUAGCCACGUCCUCAUGUGUUGCGAUGGAUUAGGCUAUGUUGAAACAGUGCGCGAUGUGUUCGCGCUUGCGGAGAAGACGGGAUUUUCCCAGGAAAAAGUGGCAGAGGAAUUUUUCUUCUCCAUAAUGCGGUUAGCCGAACGCUUACAUAUGCUUGGGCGGUGUCGUAGUGGAGUUAACACAAAGGCUGUGGAAAACGAAAGCUCGUCAUCCGGUACUUUAAACGGUGAAUGGAAGUGCCCGUUGUCAUAUCUUUUUUCUUUAUGUUCAUCUUUAUUGUCUGACUCAUCUGACAGGAAAAUUUUUGACAUUUGUGUUUCUUGCAUUCGUGAGUUUCCUCGCGGCAUAUGCUCUUGUACGAGUGCCUCUGACAUCAUUGAACACCUUGUAUGUGAAAAUGUGAUAAAUUUGCUGUCAGAAGAGUUUUAUGAAGCCCUCGAGUUUCAUUUAGCUUGCUUCGUUCCAAAGAAGGACGUAAAUUUUGUUUCCUACGAAAUGCAAGAAUAUUUUGCCAAACACCAAUCAGAUGGCCUUUCUUCCUUACGAUAUGUCCUGAAAUUGCUUCGACUUUGUUUCCCUUAUCUUACCGAAGAAUGCUGUCAUGCAAUCGUAGAAGCGGGUUUAAAGCAAUAUACGUAUUGGCAACAAGCUCAACUCUGUAGUCAGGAAAGUUUGGGUACCUCAUUUUCCUAUGCGCAUUUGAUAUUUGUCGACUUUCUUUGUGAGGUUGAUUUUGACGACGGAAUCGCAAAACUAUGCUAUCAAAUGAUUAUUCGGCCUGUAUUGGAAGAUAGUGAGACUUGCCUAGAUUACUUGAUUCCUUGUAUGAACUUAGCCGCUAAUGUUUUAUCUUUAGACGCCUUCGAGCCAGGUAAAGAAGACUUGUUAUUGUGCUUACUGGAGGCUGCUGAAAACAUGGUAUCUAUAGCUAAGCAGGAUUUUUCCAACUUUCUGCUUAAAUCCGAUGCUGGUCGCCGUCUGCAAUCAGUUUUGUCUGUUGUAGCUGAUUCCUUCCUUAUCCUUAAAGGUCUCCCUGAACCUAUAAAAAGCAGAAUUAACGCUCUUUGCUCUUCGUUCAUUGAUAUAUUUUUUGGUUAUCGGUAUCUCGGGGAGCGUUCUUCUGUAUUCUACAACUUAGGACAAUUAGUUGGACUGUGCCUUAGUAUUCAGGGGUCUCUUGAUGACAUUCAUGAGGCGUUAGAUACUUUCUGUUCGAAAUGCAUGGAUUUGGUUCAAAAGAAGGAGCUUCUACCCUUUUGGAAUCAUUUACUGUGUGUUUUUAUUGACUGCUCUUCUAGUAGAAAGUACUGUAGAGAGUUUGAAACUUUCACAAGUUAUGAAAACUUUCUUGUGAGGAAGGUUCUUAAGCUAUUUACUGCCACCUGCGCUCGUUCUAAGAACAAUAUGGAAACCUUGGCAGACUCCAGCAUUAUGUCUGAUUUGUGGGAAAUAGUUACGCUCUUAUCGAGAUAUUCUUGUUCUGUAGACACUUUUAAAGAAGCGAUAAGCACCUUUUCCCGAUUUGUUUCUUUCCAGUCGGAACCAUUUGAAUUGAAGCCGUUGCUUUCGCUGUACUGCAGAACUACCCGGUUUAAGGCGCAAGUACUAGAAGUCAUACAAAGUUUAAUAGACACUGCGCCUGAAGGACCUACAUGCUGUCUUAUUUUUCCACAAAGGGCUUUGCCCGAGAUCAAUUCUUGCAGUUCUGAAACUUCUGUCGAAGCUGUUGAAGUUAAGCCUGAGGGAAAUUCUUUUAUGAAUGUUGUUGAACGGUUGUUUUCAUUCACUUCAUUCGAGAAAACUGGCUCUUCUGAAGUAAAAGGGUCUCCCGUUUCAAGUGACGAGAACACGAGUAACUCGGGAAAGUUGUCACCUGUGGCCGUUGAAAAACCUCGUUACGGAGCUGAAAUUUAUUUUGAUGAUUUAGUUCAAGUGGAGCUUUCCUCGGGAUUUUUCGUUUCAUUUUGGAUUCUUCUGGAGAGCCAAACUGGCCAGCAUAUUCCUUCUCGUGUUUUACCAAUUUGCUCUAUAGGAUCAAGUACGUUUAGCCUACACCUUACGGUUGGAUCCGAUUUAAAGUCUUUUUAUGUGGGAGCAUAUGCAAACAAGAAGAAGAUUUAUGAAAUUAUCAGGAAGCAUAAAGUUUUAUUGCGAGAUAGGCGCUGUACUUCUAUUGACGGCUUUUUUACGGCUUUGGGGGAACCAGUCGGAUUAAGAUUCAACUUUGGUGCAAUCUUAGGUGACAGUGAUGACUCAACAUUUCGUUACAAGCUUUCAUCAGUCUUUGGUUUCAGUGGAUUACUAUCUGAAAAGCUUUCUCUUGUCUUGUAUUCCUUGGGUUGCGAUCUUUGCUCCCUAGCCGAGACGAAGACGAGUACUUUGGAAUCUUUAUUUCAUUUCCCAAUAAAUUUCUCGCGUGCUGAGUUGACAGAGAAUGAAGACAACUUUUCCGACUUUGUUGGAAGUCUUCCAAUUCUUUUGAAAAGUUCAACUCCUGCAUCUUUUGUUAGUUAUGUUUCACAGCCAGAAACCGAUCAAGUUCCGGAAGGCUCGGAAGGGUUAUUGUCACUGGUUCCAAAGGAUGGCGCUGUAGCGUGGACGUGUGACAUCGUUCAUUGUCAUAAUGUAACACUUCAACGUUGCUUUUAUCCUCUGGGCUCAACUCGUUUGUUCAUCUACUUUCUUGCUCAUGCAAUUGAUAGUCAUUCAGAACACCAAGUUCAGUCACUGGCGCUGAAACUAAUUUUAAAGUACAUCAGAAGAGGAGGUUUGGUAAAAACCGAGUUUUGUUUUUCAAACGGAUGGGAUGUUAUUAUUCGUUGUUUCUCUUCACCCCUCGCAGUCAUUGGACUUUCUACUGUCUCAGUUAUAACUGAACUUAGCAUCAGUAAUUUAAAAGGCGACCAGGGAUUUAUGAAUUCUUACGCAGUCAUAUAUGACCCGGAACUAUUAAAAAGCUUUAGCUGCUGUUUGAACAUUUGGCGUGGUGAUGAUAGGAUGGUCUAUUGGGCUCGCUUGCUUGAAGUCGUGGCUGAUUGCGUAAGCAAUAACGCAUGUUUGUUUAUUCAGUUCAAUAGAGCUCAGUUACGUCGGACAGACUUCCUAGUAAACUUGUUUCAUACCUGUCAAGGGAUGUUGCAAGAUGAGCGCAAUUUUCGUUUGACUGGUGAUGCUGGAGCUAGUGCUGUGAAUUCCAUUACGCGAAUUACUUCGGCACUAAGUGAACAGGAUGAAACCGUGAACUCAAUUUUGAUUUUAUGGAAUUUUGUAUUUUUGUCGCAUCCUGCCGUUGACACCUAUUUAAACUAUAAGAUACGUGGACAUGUUGACUGGAUUAAAAUAGAAUUUAUGAGAGAUGAGGAGACGGAGAUAGUGGAGAAGGAGUCGGAUCUAACGAAACGUUUGCGAGAAUACGUUCAAGUGUUGGGGAGAAAGCGUGUGUCAGAAGUGUGGGCUACGCAGAGAUCUGUAAUAGCGCUACGUGAUCUCUAUGAGCAAGAAAAAGAGCAAGGAACCGAGGAUAUUUUGCCAAAACACGUAAAAAGUCCUUCUAAAAUUGUCGAUUUUGUACUGCAAGCAAUUAAUAAAGAAAACACUACUAAGGUUUCGACAUUGGAUAGGCAAUACAAAAAUGAUGAUGUGUCUGACAGUUCGGAGGGCGUGUCCGCAAACUGGUUUACUGAUCUUCGAACUGGCGUUACUAAUAUAAUAUCUGCUUUCGUGCAGAAUGGAGCUGAUGAUAUGGUCAGCAACAUAUACGGUGCAAUAAAUUGGCAAUCAGUAAUCGUUCUGUUGACCAAUCAGGAUGAUAUAAAGUUGAGGAACUCGGUUUUUCUAUUUUUCCAGAACUAUAUGCUCAGGGCGCCUACCAAGGUGAAGCAAGCGUUUAUCAAGGGUUGCGGAUUUGCUAUAUUAGGGAAUCAGUUGCGUGGCUAUCGAGUUACGGCACAAAUAGCUGACUCACUUUUUAGCCUUUGUUGCGGAGAGUUUGUCCGUCUUGAUGAGGGGCUUGAUCCGGGACGAAUUCAAGCAAUUUCUGUAGACCAGUUUAGCUGUUCUGCAUUUGAUGCUUUGUUCGUGUUGUGGGAGGAGAGUGCUUCUGUUGACAAUGCACCUAUUUUUUGGAACAUUUCUUCAGCGUUUUCCAAGAUCUUCGACUUCAAUUCGCUUUUAAUGCAAGCUAUGAUGGACGCCCAGUUUUGUGAUGUCCUUGCUGGAGUUUUACGAAAAAUUGCGGCUAUUCCCUUUGAGUAG
This is a messenger RNA of Enterobius vermicularis (human pinworm), 5271 nucleotides long. NCBI's taxonomy places the organism in Eukaryota, Metazoa, Nematoda, Chromadorea, Rhabditida, Oxyuridae. The record is from the annotation of a GenBank genome assembly.